CGUUGUGUGGUGGACGUGUGUGAACAAUCUGCUGGAAUUUCGGCUGAGGUGAUUAGCAUUGCUGAGAAGGAUCAUCAGAAAAUGUUUCGCAUUCACUAUGAUGACGAUCGCAGCGCUGACCGCAACACAAGAAAUGACAGGGGGCCAGCUCGCAAGCGAUUCAAGAAGGACAAGACAUGUUCAGAUCGCAGUGCUGACUGUGAUAUAAGAGAUGAUAGGAGGCCAGCUCGCAAGCAAUUCAAGAAGGACAAGACAUGUUCAGAUCGCAGCACUGAACGCAACACGAGAAAUUAUAGGAGGCCAGCGCCCAAGCGAUCCAGACCUGACGAGUCCGCCAAGAAUGACAAGAUAGCUGCUCCAGUCAUAAAAAAACCAGUAGCUGACCCCUUGCAGACCCAAACAUGCGGUGCCUAUAUUCCUCCAGCCAAGUUGAGCUUGAUGAAGGGCGCACCAUGCUCAUCGUCCGCAUUCCAAAGGCUGGCAUGGGAAGCUCUAAAAAAGUCCAUCAAUGGUCUUGUCAAUAAAGUAAACGUUUCUAACAUUGGAGUCAUCGUGCGUCAGUUGCACAUGGAAAACAUGGUGCGUGGACGUGGUAUUUUGUGUCGGUCUCUCAUGCAAGCUCAAUCGAUUUCUUUAACUUUCACGCAUGUCUACGCUGCCCUCGUCGCAGUCCUCAACAGCAAGUUCCCACAAAUAGGCUUGCUGCUGCUCAACAGGCUGAUCAUUCAGUUCCGUCGGGGCAUCAGACGCAAUGACAAGAGCAUCUGCCUCUCUUCCAGCCGUUUCAUCGCCCAUUUAGUGAACCAGCAGGUGGCGCAUGAACUCAUUGCUCUUGAAAUAUUUUAUUUUCUGCGUGGAAAAGUUGAGGACUUGACUGAUGACUCAGAAGUCGGCGAUAAAUCCCGGAACAGCUGCGCUGAGCUAGCCGCGGCUUUUCUUAGAGAGUGCGGACAGAAGCUUCAGAAAUUAUGUCCGCGAACCAUGGUUCAGAUAUUUAAUAGUUUGAAAAACAUUAUCAAGAAAGGAAAACUUGAAGAGAGAGUCAAGUAUAUGUUUGAAGCUAUCUUGAUUGAAGGAAAGAAUGGUUUUAAGGACAAUCCUGCCGUUCUAGUAGAGCUUGAUUUGGUGGAAAAGUAUGAUCAGAUCACACACGUAGCCGAGUUGGUUGGUAAGUUAGAUAGCGAAAACAUUCUCAAUGUAUUCAAGCACGACCCCGAAUUUAAGGUUAACGUAGGGAGAUACAUGGAAAUGCGAGCUAGUAUUUUGGGUGAGUCCAGCGCCGGGGAAGACGGUGAAAAUGGCAGUGAGUCUUCUGGGGCGGAUAGCAACGAUGAAGAAGAAAGUGAAGACAAAGAAAAUGUUGGUCAAGAUAUUUUGGACCAAACCGAGAGCAAUAUGCUGGCCUUCAGACGCACUAUCUACCUCACUCUACGGUCAUCUCUGACAGUCGACGAAGCUACGCACAAAAUUCUCAAAGGUAAUAUCAAACUUGGAUGGGAGAUGGAGCUUGGUAACAUGAUUCUGGAUUGCUGUGCUCAAGAGCGCACGUUUAUGAAGUUUUUUGCUCUCAUCGCCCAGCGUUUCUGUGGCAUCAACCGCGUGUAUCGGGACUGUUUUCAGGAGAUAUUCAAGACCGCCUACAAGACUUGCCACAGACUUGACACCGACAAGAUGCGCAAUGUUGUGCGGUUGUUCGCCCAUCUCUUUGUGACGGACGCCAUCUCAUGGGAAGUUUUCAGCGUAGUUCUGCUCAACAAAGACAACACCACCAUCUCGUCCAGUGUCUUCCUCAAAAUCCUCUUUCAAGAAAUGGUUGAAUUUCUCGGUCUGAGCAAAUUGAACGACCGACUCCGUGACCCGACGAUGAGCUGCGCGUUCGAGGGCAUCCUGCCGCGCAACAAUCCCCAUAACACGCGCUUCGCAAUCAACUUCUUCACCUCCAUUGGCCUCGGUGGCCUCACCAACGGCCUUCAGGAGCUCCUACGCAAGCAGCCGAAACCAACCGCCAUCGUCGCACCCGUCAUCCAAAAGGUGGAUGGUGAAGACAGCUCGAGCAGCAGCAGUGAAAGAAGCAGUUAUAACAAUGAGAGCAGUAUUAGUAGCAGCGGUGACAGCAGUUCUUCUGACGAUGAUUCGUCAAGUGGUGCAUCAGCCUCGGCCCCAGCGCUGCCAGAUCGUCAGGGCAGCAAUGCCAGGCGACGACGCGACCCUUCUCAACGAACCCUUCGUUAUUCACCGCUUCGGGGUCGUUCCCUUCGUUAUUCACCGCUUCGGGUUCGUUAUUCAGCGAUUCGCCGCGCCGUUCUCAACGAUUCGUUAUUCACCGCUUCGCCGCUCCGUUCUCAACGAUAAGUGAGCGUGAACCGACGAGGCAGCGUACGAGACCAGUCUCGACGACAGGAGUCUGCUUCUAAGCGAGUCUCUGACAUCGAGACUCACCGAGACCGCAGGCAUCGCAGCAGAGACGGCAGCAGGGCGAGACGCAGGCAUCGCAGCAGAGACGGCAGCAGGGCGAGACGCAGGCAUUGAAGCGUCUGUGCUUCAAUGCCGUUUUUUCAUCCCUCUCAGAUGAAAAUUAUCUAUCAUUAAAUUCUUGAUUUCUGCAAUCAACUUCUUAUUUUGUUAGGACUGCAUUGUUCAGUCGAUUGCAAUUUUUCAGUAAAAUUUCCCCGUGUUGGUGUAUUGUAAUAACAGUUAAUUUACCCUCUGAUUGCGCUAACAAAUAUAGGAAACGGUGAUCACAGCUACGAUUUAAAUUUUUGUCAUCGGUCAUUGGCACGUCGUGGAAAUCUGUUCUUUGAUUGAGAGGAGAUCACGGCUACUCUGCUUGUCAGGGUGUACUCUGAAGCUGCCAUUUUUGCUUGUGUCUCACCAUCAUUCUAUUAAAAAUUGUAUAUCAA
This is a messenger RNA of Hyalella azteca, 2900 nucleotides long. RefSeq names its product pre-mRNA-splicing factor CWC22 homolog. Gene Ontology annotation, biological process: mRNA splicing, via spliceosome. Gene Ontology annotation, cellular component: catalytic step 2 spliceosome. Lineage: Eukaryota; Metazoa; Arthropoda; Malacostraca; Amphipoda; Hyalellidae. Gene Ontology annotation, molecular function: RNA binding; protein binding. The coding region runs from base 82 to 2352 and encodes 756 amino acids. The record is from RefSeq and is a predicted model, not a curated record. The transcript has 6 exons.